This is a messenger RNA of Porites lobata, 2220 nucleotides long. The record is from the annotation of a GenBank genome assembly. NCBI's taxonomy places the organism in Eukaryota, Metazoa, Cnidaria, Anthozoa, Scleractinia, Poritidae.
GAUUAUUUCGACAAGAAGCCGGGCGCCUUGAAGCGCGAUAUUCAAGACGAGUUGUGCAGUAAUACCGAUUCUGUAGCCAAAAAGCUCAAAGAAGAAUCCAAGAUCACGUUUCGAUGUGAAGUUAAUAAGAAACAGUUUCAAUUCAACUCCGAUCUUGCAGCGAAGGUGAAGUCAGCGUCAGUUGCUCUCGGGAAGAGAAAAUUAGACCUUGUUAAAACUCACCUGGAAGAACUAGACUCUGACAUCGAGAAGCGCAACAAACGUAUCAGACUGACAGAAAAGUCCGCCGCCGGUUGGGAUUUGGUGAAGGAGUAUUUAUCUGACGAGCUGGCUAGCGGAUCAGAGGCCGAGCAGAGGGCCCUUCGUAAACGCAGCCAACGCCAACAGAAAGUGAAGCCAUCCAAGCAAGGUUAUCCACAACUCCAAUCAUCUAUCGCAACCACCGCGUUUGCUGGCCAACAUUCAUCAUCCUCCACACCUAUUUCUCGUACUCUUGGAGCUUUCAGCAAACCAAGAUCAAGUGAUAUUUGUUUCGCCUGCGGCCAGCAAGGUCAUUGGAGGUCUCUGUGUCAAGUUCAUCCUCAAGCCGGAUCUUCAAGCUCCGGGCCGUCCUUUCCCAGUUCUUCUGGUCUUUUGGGCAUUGGAGGGAAAUAGGACCACAGAAUUGAAAACUUGUUCUCCAAGGUUAGAUAUUAGCUUUACUCAAUUUAUUAGACAUGUAUCCUUCCUAUUUGGAGUAUUUCAGGGAAAGGGACUUUAGUUCAUUAGUCGAUUUCGAUUAUGAUCGCAAUCUAUUUGAAUUUGAACAGAAUUCUGCAUUGCCAGUACUUAAGGGUAGACUUAGGUCCUGUUGAAGUUAUUGGCACACUAUUGGUGCCAAUAGUUUUGUUAUCGAUACCAUUAAAUUCGGUUAUCGGAUCCCAUUCAUUAGCACACCUUGUCAGGCGCGUUUUUCUAACAAUCAGUCAGCUCUUAAUAAUGCGUCUUUCGUGGAGUCAGCUAUCGCUAAAUUAGUCCACACUCACGCCGUCGUUGAGGUGCCCUUUAUUCCACAUGUCGUUAAUCCGCUCUCUGUCUCGAUACAGUCUUCAGGCAACAAGAGGCUUAUUCUGGACUUACGUCAUGUCAAUCAUUUCAUUUGGAAACAGAAGUUUAGGUGUGAAGAUUGGAGAGGUUUAUUAUUACAUGUUAAUAAGGGCGAUUUCCUUUUCAGUUUCGAUCUCAAGUCUGGAUAUCACCACAUCGAUUUUUCUGAUUACCGAACUUUUCUGGGUUUCUCCUGGUUUUUUCUGUUUUUUUUUUGUUUUGCAUCACUUCCGUUCGGUCUUAGCUCAGCCCCAUACGUCUUUACCUAUUGUCUUAGACCACUCGUUAAGUUUUGGAGGUCUAACGACAUCAAAAAUUGUUGUGUUCCUCGACGAUGGGUGCGGAAAAGGGGAUUCACUGCCUUUAUGGCCAAGGGAAAUUCAUUGUUUGUGCAAUCAUUCUUAAGCAGUGCGGGGUUUGUUGCCAACUCCGCCAAAUCACUAUGGAACCCCACUCAGGUGCUUGUUUGGUUGGGUCUAAACUGGGACUUAGUUACCGGUACCAUUUCUAUUACCGAUAGACGUAUUUCCAAAUUUAUCGCUCUGAUUGACAAAUUUCUUCUAUCCGCGCCUUAUGUUACGGCUCGGGAUUGUGCCGUUAUUGCAGGUCAUGUUAUGUCCAUGUCCAUGUAGCCAGUUUUGGGUAACCUGACUCGUCUCAAAACCCGUUUUCUUUACGAGGUCAUAGAAUCCCGCCAUAGUUGGGAUUCCCGUUUUAAUAUCGGGCUUCAUAAUGAUUGCCUCUCUGAAAUAUUUUUCUGGAAAAAUAAUAUCGUUAGUCUUAAUAAGAGACCUAUUUUGCCUUAUUAUCCUCCCCUUUUGUUUAACUAUUCGGACGCUAGCAACGGGGCUUUUGUUGUGGGCACUAAUGAGGUGUCCCAUCGUAUGUGGACUGCUGGUGAAGCAGCUAAGAGCUCUACCUGAAGAGAACUUAAGGCUACACAAUUUGCCUUAAGUGCAUUCAAAGCCUUGGUUCUGGGUAAGAGUGUACAGUAGCAUUCUGACAGCCAAAGGGACCGUUCGUGCUGUGGAGAUAGGGAGCCCUAGUGCAGGAUUGCAUUAUAUUGCGCUUGAUAUUUUCUAUUUUUGUCGAACUUACAAUAUUACACUUAUUCCCCAGUGGGUUCCCAGAGAA